AUGAAUUUGAAACCGGAUCAAAAACGCGUUCAAAUAUUGCUGAUCGAUACUAUAGCGUCACUAUGUCGAAAUGGACUAAGUUACCACAAUGGCAUCGCCAUUCAGGGCGUCAUCGGAAUCACCGUCGACAAGUCGGAAGUUUUUUUGGUGCAUAUUAAUCAAAACUUGUCAAUUUGUGACGACGGAGAUGGCAAUGAUGGAUCGACAGGUGCAACUAAAGAUCAGGCAGCCGAAUUUGAGUUUUUUGAGUCAGACAAAUCAAACCCUAAACAUUUUUCCAAGGGGUCUCCUGGAAAUCACAAUUUUAGAGCUGAAAAUUAUCAAAACAGUCGACGAAGAUUAAUUCCUACAAACGUCAACAGCAGUAAUAAUACUAACAACAGUAACAACACAAGUAACAACAUUAAUAACAACAGUGUUUCUGAUGAACAAGAUCACAAGUUUCCAUCACCACCAUCCUUUAGCAAUCCCCAGCAGCAGAUGCACGAUUACAAACCACUGAUCUACCAGCCAAGUUACGAAUCUCCUGUCAACUCUAGUCACACUAGUUCAACUCCCAAUGUUAAGUCAAUUAAGAUUGAGCCACAUUUUUCUAAUACUCAGCAGUCACAGUUUUCUGGUCACCACAAUAAUAGUGGCAGCAGUGGCAGCAACAACAACCUCCAUGCCGGUGCAGCCAACAUCAACAAUCCUUCAGUCAAUAAUGAUAUAUUAGAGAAUGAUGACAGUGAUUGUUACAUUAAUGACAGUCAAUUUCUGAAUACUAAUCAAAAUUAUGGCUACAAUGCUUCUCCAAGAGGUUCAGGAUGCAGACGGACCAAUAGGAGAAGAGGUGGCAGAAGAGGAGGGGCCACACAAAACCGUCAGCCAAUGGUAAGACAGGGUGAAAAUUUUAAUAUGUCCACUUCUUGGGGCGAUAUGAUGACCACAAGCUUUGUGUGCAAGGUAUGUGGCCAGUCGUUUGUUCACAAGUCCAACCUAUUAGGACAUCAGAUCAGGAUUCACGGUCGACAGAAGAACAAGCGAGGACGCCCACCAACAAACAACAGCAUCAACCUCAGCAACGACAACGAAACAGUCAACAGUAACAACAACAACCACAACAACAGCACCGACUACCACAAUAGCAUGAAUAACAUGUACAGUAGCAUGUUGCAUGGUGGCAACCAUGACGAUGAUGACGACGAUGUUCACGAUCAGGAUGACAACAUGCAAGAUGGCGCCAUCAGCGAUGACAAUAAUGUCAUCAAUCCUCAAAAUUUCAACAACAAUAACAACAACAAUGCCAAUAACUCCAAUAUCGUUGAUAGCAAUUUUCAACAACAAAAUGUCAAUAGAAACUUCCAAGUCAUGUCGAAUUGGUAA
Molecule: messenger RNA, 1365 nt
Organism: Helobdella robusta
Lineage: Eukaryota; Metazoa; Annelida; Clitellata; Rhynchobdellida; Glossiphoniidae
Exons: 3
Coding region: 1-1365 (454 amino acids)
Source: RefSeq, a predicted model, not a curated record